This is a messenger RNA of Aspergillus campestris IBT 28561, 2775 nucleotides long. RefSeq names its product Rho family guanine nucleotide exchange factor CDC24. Gene Ontology annotation, cellular component: mating projection tip; division septum; nucleus. The transcript has 4 exons. Lineage: Eukaryota; Fungi; Ascomycota; Eurotiomycetes; Eurotiales; Aspergillaceae. Bases 1 to 2775 code for a protein of 924 amino acids. Gene Ontology annotation, biological process: establishment of cell polarity; septin ring organization. Gene Ontology annotation, molecular function: guanyl-nucleotide exchange factor activity; protein binding. The record is from RefSeq and is a predicted model, not a curated record.
AUGGUCGAGACCCCAGCCAUGACUGGCGGUCCCAUCGCCGAGGACAAUAUCAUCAACCGGCGUGGCGGUGAGUCGAUCUAUCAGAGCUGCGUCAACCUCAAGAAGCGACUGGCCGAGCUCCCGUCUUUCCGACCCCACCUGGAGGAACGAGAACGGAUCGAUCAAGAGCAGGGGAACACCGACCCGGUCGCGUCGCUAUGGAAUCUACUGCGCGAGGGCUUUCCUCUCUUGACCAUCUUCAAUUCCUCCGACCCCGAGGAGUUCCUGGAGGUCGACCCGGCCAAGGUCCCCGAGGCCAAGCGCCCCAAGGCCGCCACCUUCAAGUUCCUGCAGGCCUCCCUGCAGGAGCUAGCCUUCCCCCAACCGGAUUGCUUUCUCAUUACCGAUCUGUACGGGGAGAGCACCACCGGGUUCAUUAAAGCGAUCAAGAUGGUCAACAAGGUCAUGGAUAUCCUCGAGAUGCAGGGCAAGCUCCAACGUCCGUCCGAGGACCCUGCCGCCACGCCCGCCCAGGGCGCCGUCAAACUCACCAAGCGAGAGCAUAUCCUCAAGGAGUUGUUGGAGACCGAGCGCGAUUACGUUCACCACCUGCAGAAUCUACAGGCGCUGAAGAAGGAAUUGGAGGAGACCGGCGCGCUGACCGGGGACGCCAGCCACCAGAUCUUCUUGAACCUCAACAACCUGCUCGACUUCGCCCAACGCUUCCUGAUCCGUAUCGAGCAACACUACGCCCUCCCUGAGGACCGGCAGAACUGGGGCGCGCUAUUCAUGCAGCACGAAGACGCCUUGCGACAAUACGAGCCCUUCAUCGCCAACCAGAUGCGCUGCGACGCCGCCUGCCAGCAGGAAUGGGACAAGAUCCGCAUGGCCCCGCGUUCCUUGGAUCUCCAACAGAUGGUCGCCCAGCCCGCCACCCUCAAUAGUUUCUUCGUCAAGCCCUUUCAACGGCUGACCAAGUACCCCUUGAUGCUAUCGGAACUGCGCAAACAGCUCGAAGACCCCGACCUCCAGAACGACAUCACGGGAGCGAUCGACGCCAUUCAGGUCGUGCUCGACUCGGCCAACGAUGCCAUUGACAAGGAACACCUCGCCACCGCAUUCAAAGAGCUGGACGAACGGGUGGAUGAUUGGAAGUCGUUGAAGAUUGAUUCGUUCGGGGCGUUGCUUCGCUAUGGCACCUAUUCCGUCGUGAAGGGGGACAAUGGCAAGGAUUCGGAACGCGAGUACCAUAUCUACCUCUUCGAACGGAUUCUCCUCUGCUGCAAAGACAUCAACCCCAACAAACAAAAGGCCAAAUUGACGAUUAGCAAAGACAAACCGGCGGGCCCGAUCAAAGGCAAACCCCGUCUCCAGCUCAAAGGACGCAUCUAUAUGGCGAACGUGACCGACAUCCUCUGCUCCCAAAAGCCUGGCCAAUAUCGGAUCCAGAUCUUCUGGAAGGGCGAUCCGGGCGUGGUGGACAACUUCGUCAUUCGCUACCAGAACGAGGAUACCAUGAGCAAGUGGUACAAAGACAUCGACAACCAACGCCAGAUCCAGGUGGAGCAUCGCAGCACGCGCAGCACCGGAACCUCAGAGACCGAGUUCACCUACAUGAAGAGCAUGACGAAUAUCCCCAACCCGUACCAGCAGGAGUAUGACGCCGAGGAGUCGGCCACCAAGGAAGCCGGGUUCUUCUCGGAAUUCCCCAUGAGCCGCAACGCCUCCAGCACAAGCCUCCGGACCCGGUCCGCCACCGGGGGGAGCGGCGGCGGCUCCGGACCCGCCAUGUCGGUCAAUCGUCCGCCCCGCGGGUACCCCGUGCCGGACCCGAACCUCGCGGUCCACACCCAAUUCCCGGGGAGCGGCGGGAUGUCGCCGAUCGAGAAGAAUGCCAACUCGUACUUCUCCCCCGUCGCCGAAACGCCGUCUACGCGGUCCAGCUCCCAGUCCACCGCGUUCAGCUACAGUCGCCAGGGAACCCCGUCCAACGGCUGGACGGACGAACACAACCGAUACACGGCCCCCGCCCUCUCCCGGGGGAUGUCCCGGGAUGGGUCGGCCCCGACACAUUACGUGAACGGGGUGCCGAACGGGCGGAGCACCCAGCGCCCGUCGCUGCCCCCCAUGCCUGGGGCGGGGCAGACCGCCAACGGCAUGGCGCAGCAGCGCAUGCGGUCGGCCAGCAGCCCGGACAUCCACAACCACGCCCACAACCCCGAGUCCCGCCGGUACAUGGGGGCACACACGAUGCAGACAGUGGACAACGUGCCCGUGCCGCCGAUCCCGGCCCACAUGGCCAGCAUGAAGGCGCCCGUCAACCGAAGCCAGAACAGCUCGCCCACCAACGUCCACCUCCCCGUCCGCGGGGGCCCGCCGGCCCCGGCCACCCAUUUCCACGAGCCGCAGUACGCGGACAACCGCCCUGUGGGGCCAGCGGCGGACGCGCCGACGUCGCCCCUCAGUCGCGAUCCGGAGGAGCCGAUGAUGCCCACCCAGCUCAAGGCCAAGGUGAACUUCGACGACAACUACGUCACGUUGGUGAUCGCCAGCAACAUCAUGUUCCGGUCGCUGAUCGACCGGGUGGAUGCCAAGCUGGCCCGCUUCACCAACCGGUCGGUCGGCAACAAGUCCGUGCGACUCCGGUACAAGGAUGAGGAUGGCGACUUUGUAACCAUCGACAGCGACGAGGCCGUGCAGCUGGCCUUCAUGGAGUGGCGGGAGCAGCACCGGGACAUGCUUGCGCGGGGCCAGGUGGGCGAGAUCCAACUGUUCUGCCAAGCCGUGGAGAACUAG